This is a messenger RNA of Aspergillus nomiae NRRL 13137, 963 nucleotides long. Its product is annotated as thiamine pyrophosphokinase-related protein. Gene Ontology annotation, molecular function: 8-oxo-dGDP phosphatase activity. The transcript is spliced from 2 exons. NCBI's taxonomy places the organism in Eukaryota, Fungi, Ascomycota, Eurotiomycetes, Eurotiales, Aspergillaceae. The record is from RefSeq and is a predicted model, not a curated record. Bases 1 to 963 code for a protein of 320 amino acids.
AUGUCGAAAACCAUUCUCGACGUGGUCAAGGGAUGCGACAAUUUCGUUUCAAACGAUGAAUCCCCAUCUCAGCCAGAGACUCUGGGACAAUGCUACACCUUUAGAGUGAAUGGCUGCUGUGCCAUACUGGGGUAUAUUCUCCCCGAGGUUGUUGAAAAAGUCCAGUGGUCUGGCUGGUGGUCAAUUGAUCACCACCGACGCACGGUGACUUUAGCAACGCCGGCUACAGCUCCAGCCGACAUGCGCUCUCGCGUAGUUGAGGAAACUCUCAAGAAUACCAGAAAGCUAGCUGUCAUAUCGAUGCUCGAAAGCUGGCGAGACGAAGCCUUCCCGAUUUAUGGUCCAGGGGGAGAAACUUUGCUCGAAAUAGAACGUUGUGCAAGUGCAUUAUUUGGGAUUGUGACAUACGGUGUCCAGCUUGUUUGCUACGUGUGGGACGAGCAAGGCCUUCGAUUAUGGAUCGGCAAGAGAUCAGAACGCAAACAAACUUACCCGGGUAUGCUCGACACCACUGCAGCUGGCGGCCUCGUUGCUGGAAAGCUCCCGAUUGAAGCUCUUAUAUGCGAAGCACAAGAAGAAGCGUCCUUUCCCGAAGAAAUGGUGAGGAGGAACGUUAUACCCAUGAGCAACCUCACUUAUUUCCACGUCCGUGGGAGUAAGGCUGGAGGAGAGAUCGGCCUAUUUCAACCAGAGGUAGAGUAUACAUACAAACUCGAGUUAGAUCCUGGCACGGCCCCUGAGCCAAGGGACUCCGAAGUGGAGGGUUUUAGCUUAUAUACUAUCGAGGAAGUGCUUUGUGCUCUGAAAGAGGGACUGUUCAAGCCAAAUAGCGCUGUUGUUAUUGUCGACUUCCUCAUUUCGCAUGGCAUCCUCCGCGCUGACAACGAGCCUGGCUAUGCUGAAAUUUUGUCGCACUUACAUCGUGAGCUUGAAUUGCCUCUCCUAAUUUUACCCUCUAAAUGA